AUGAUUAUUUUUUACUUUACAAUGCACAUAUUUUACCUUUCAGAUUAACAGAAAUAUAGAUCUGUGUAAAUUUAUUGUUAUAUUUUGUCUAAACGGAAGGUAAAGAAACAGUUAUUUUGAUUUUGAUUGGGAACAUAUUAUUGUGUCAACAAAUGUCGUUAUUAAAUUAACAGUACUCAACUGAAAUUAGUUACUGACAAAGGGUUAAUACUAUAACAAUAACGAUUAAUCGUACGAGUUGAUGGAAAAGGGAUUUGUCAUUUGCGUAUUAACAUUGUUGUGAAUGAUACAUCAGAUUGAAUCAAACACCUAAAUGUUCUCAUCGGUAUAUCUCAUCCUUAAAGUGUUGUGUCUGUGCGCAUGCGCGUACUGUGCUUGCGAUCCGGAAUCUGUCAAAGAUGAUCUUAUACAGUGCUUCAUGAACAACCACAUGGGAACUUUCUACCAGUUUCCUAUUGUUCCUGCUGCAAACUACAGAAAUUUAUGUUCUAAUACGACUUGCUUGACAUACUGUAUGGAACUGGUAGCAGCCCCGUGUGUGUCCCUAGACCAUAUGGUUCAUAUAGAUAACGGGGAUGCUCUGACAGCAGCCUAUUUAGGACUAUGUGAUCAACUUGAAGCAGAAGUGACGUCGGCACUUUCUUGCGGCCACAUGGUCUCGAACCAGGAUGCACUGAAUGUAAUCAGCGCUUUUCAGUUGUCUUUGGAAGGAUACCAUUCUACCAGUUCCGAGAACACCACCGUAAUUUGCUCGGAAUGGAUGACUAUGAAGGCAGCUCUUGACACUUUGAUUAUCGCUCAAUGUUCAGGGACUGCGCGCACUCACUGGCAAACUCUUUUGAACACUAUAUCCCACAAGUGUGAUAAUAGCCUUACACCAUCAUGGUACACAGCUUAUAAGGAGACGUCAAACAACAGAUGUUCUGGGGCUCAGGCGCUGUUGCCGAGUGCAUCAUUACUGUUGUUGGCCGCAGUGACGCUACUGUGGAUAAGUCCUAUACAAAAGCGUUAAAGAACUUGCCUAAAUAUCAAAUUGUUAAUGACACAAAACGCACUAAUCAAUAUUUGUUUUUUACGUACUCCUUUUAAAUUUCAUAAAGCAACAAUGGACACAUAAACAGAUAAACGUUUCUUGUAUGUCGUCGCGUUAAAAUGUUCAAUUUUAUUUCUUCUCAGGCUAAAACACCUUUAUGUGAUGUAUAUAACACUUAAUAAUGAAAUACUUAUUACAUAUGCAUUGAUAAAAUUGGAACUAUUUUUUUUUCGCGUAACAAUGUGUGCGUUCUUGAAGUCUCGCGAUAUUAUACCCAGAUGCAGAGCUCGUGUAUAUUUAACCUAUACAUGGAACAUUUUAAGAGUAUGACUACCAAAUGUAGCCAUCACAGUUCUAACGUAGUACAGGGCAUAUGCUUACAUAUUUCAUCGACUACACAAGUGUUUAAAGCAUUACAUAAAACUCAUUUAAUCACUGGUUGUAUUGACGGUCUGCCGUUGGGUCGAAAUACCCUGAUAUACAAUGCUGUAUGCAUUGUACUGUCUGAUUAUCAAUUUCACAUUUUCUCUUAAGUUUUCCUUUUAGUGGCAAGGAGACAGUUAUAUUUUUUUGGGACAGGACGAUUUUCUUUAUGAAGUAUGUAGAUAGAUUUUAAAGGUGGAUCUUUUUAUAAUAAUUAUAUCUGUAAGCAUUCUAGAGAAACAAUAACUCUUUUAUAAAUGUUAUAAAUGCAUGAUGCGAAUUGCCGGAUUCCAUAGAGACGACGAGGUCUGAAGUAUCUACAUCAAGUAAAUGGGAAAAGACACCCAUCCAGAUGUGCGUGAAAUUAGCCAGAGCAUCCAGAGUAGCCAGAGUAGCCAGAGUUCAGCCAGAGUUCGGCCAGAGUUCAGCCAGAGUAGCCAGAGUUCAGCCAGAGUUCAGAGAGUUUAGCCAGAGUAGCCAGAGAAGUCAAAACUCUGGUUACUCUAGCUAGCCAGAGUAGCCAGAGUUCAGCCAGAGUUUAGCCAGAGUAGCCAGAGAAGUCAAAACUCUGGUUACUCUGGCUAGCCGGAGUAACCAGAGUAGCCAGAGUUCAGCCAGAGAAGUCAUAACUCUGGUUACUCUGGCUGGCCAGAGUAGCCAGAGUUCAGCCAGAGUUCAGCCAUAACUCUGGUUACUCUGGCUGGCCAGAGUAGCCAGAGUUCAGCCAGAGUAGCCAGAACUCUAGUUACUCUGGCUGGCCAGAGUAGCCAGAGUUCAGCAAGAAAAGCCAGAGUUUGUAGGAUGUUAAAAUGUUAUGGCUACUCUGGUCAGCCAUAGUAUCCAGAAUAGCCCGAGUCGCCUGGAUUUUUAUUUGCUUUGGUUAGUCUGGCCAGAAUAUCCAGAAUAGCCCGAGUCGCCUGGCUGAACUCUGGCUACUCUGUUAGAAACAGCCAGAGUGACCAGAGCAAAUGAUAUCCUGGUGACUCGGGCUACUGUUGCUACUUUGACUGAACAGAGUAACCAGAACAUGUUAAAAAUCUAGAAACUCUGCCUACUCUGGUUGAAUUAUGGCUACUCUGGCCAGCCAGAGUAACCAGAGUUCUGGAUACUGGAUGAACUCUGGCUACUCUUGCUUAACUCUGGCUACUCUGGCCAGCCAGAGUAACUAACCAGAGUUCUGGCUACUCCUAGCCAGAGUAACCAGAAUUACGGCUACUCUGACUGAACUUUGACUACUCUGGCCAGCCAGAGUAACCUGAGUUAUGACUUCUCUGGCUGAACUUUGGCUACUCUGGCCAGCCAGAGUAACCAGAGUUAUGACUUCUCUGGCUGAACUCUGGCUACUCUGGCCAGCCAGAGUAACCAGAGUUAUGACUUCUCUGGCUGAACUCUGGCUGAACUCUGGCUACUCUGGCCAGCCAGAGUAACCAGAGUUUUGACUUCUCUGGCUGCACUCUGGCUACUCUGGCUAGCCAGAGUAACCAGAGUUUUGACUUUUGACUCUGGCUACUCUGGCUAAACUCUGGCUGAACUCUGGCUACUCUGGCUGAACUCUGGUCGAACUCUGGCUGAACUCUGGCUACUCUGGCUGCUCUGGCUAAUUUCACGCACAUCCCAUCCAGGCGGAUUCAGCUCAACACAUGACAGCUGCUUGCGUGUCUUAAGGAUUUUAUUUUAAAAUGUCACCGCCCCUUGUCCCAAUAUUAGUGCAUUUCAUCCAUUGCUGUUACAACGUUCAACCGUUAUGUUUUGCGAUUUUACCAUAUGUGUCUACAUACGUUUUGAACAAAAUCGUUAUUAUCUAUGUGAGCCGCUUCAUGAGAAAACCAACAUAGUGGGUUUGCGACCAGCAUGGAUCCAGACCAGCCUGCGCAUCUGCGCAGUCUGGUCAGGAUCCAUGCUGUUCGCUUACAAAGCCUAUGGCAAUUUCAGAAACCGUUAGCGAAAAGCAUGGAUCCUGACCAGACUGCGCGGACGCGCAGGCUGGUCUGGAUCCAUGCUGGUUGCAAACCCACUAUGUUGGUUUUCUCAUGGCACGGCUCAUGUGUUUCGAUAUCAUCUUUGCCCGUUUAGGUUAAAAGACACUAAACGGCUAUUCUUCUUUAUAACAUAAAAUUAACAUAUCUCAAUGGCGGCAGCACACAUCAGGACCCAUUUUAAAUGUAUAUAACUUAUAUAUA
Molecule: messenger RNA, 3636 nt
Organism: Mercenaria mercenaria
Lineage: Eukaryota; Metazoa; Mollusca; Bivalvia; Venerida; Veneridae
Exons: 6
Coding region: 314-1012 (232 amino acids)
Source: RefSeq, a predicted model, not a curated record